CAGACAGACAGACAGUCAGACAGACAGACAGUCAGACAGACAGGUGAUGAAGAUGAUCUCCUCCCCGCGCCUCCUCUUCCUCCUCCUCUCCCUCACCGCCUCCAUCAGCUGCUCCUCCGCCGCCCAGAGAGACUCCAAACUCCGCCUGCUGCUGCACCGGACCCCGCUGCUGAGCUCCAAGCAGGACUCGUCCCGCUCCUCGCUGGCCGAGCUGCUGCUGUCCGACCUGCUGCAGGUGGAGAACGAGGCUCUGGAGGAGGAGAACCUCCGUCUGGCGGACGGAGAACCCGAAGACGUCCAUGUGGACCUGGAACGAGCCGCCGGCGGCGCCGGGCCGCUGCUCGCCCCCCGGGAGAGGAAAGCAGGCUGCAAGAACUUCUUCUGGAAGACCUUCACUUCCUGUUGAGAGCCCCCCCUCCCUCCUUCCUCCAGCUUCAUCCUCCUCCUCCUCCAGACUGUACAGAACCUGUGCAUCAGACGAUCAGUGACUAGUUUGGACGAAUUGUUUAAAUUUUUCUGAGCUGAUUGUUUCUGAAUGUUAAACUUGAUGAAUCUAUUUUUAAUUGUUGGUUUGAAUAAAAAUCUGUUUGAGAAAAACU
Molecule: messenger RNA, 599 nt
Organism: Scophthalmus maximus (turbot)
Lineage: Eukaryota; Metazoa; Chordata; Actinopteri; Pleuronectiformes; Scophthalmidae
Gene: sst1.1
Product: somatostatin 1, tandem duplicate 1
Exons: 2
Coding region: 47-406 (119 amino acids)
Biological process (GO): regulation of cell migration
Cellular component (GO): extracellular region
Molecular function (GO): hormone activity
Source: RefSeq, a predicted model, not a curated record